Messenger RNA from Ylistrum balloti, 496 nucleotides. Its product is annotated as zonadhesin-like. Bases 57 to 452 code for a protein of 131 amino acids. The record is from RefSeq and is a predicted model, not a curated record. The transcript is spliced from 2 exons. Lineage: Eukaryota; Metazoa; Mollusca; Bivalvia; Pectinida; Pectinidae.
ACGGGAAGAUAUACCAGUUCAAUGGUCGAUGCAGCUACGUACUUGCUGGUGACUAUAUGGAUGGUAACUUCUCUGUCAUUCUCGACUAUAUGGGCAAACAGAAAAGAAGGAUGAUCAUCAGCACCACUCAACACACUGUCCAGCUCCUGCCAAAGAACAAAUUGAGAGUUGACGGAGCCAUUGUUGAAAUGCCAUACCACGCCCAAGAUAUAUCCGUCAUCAAUGAGGGUGAUGACGUCACAGUGAGUGGGCGUGGCUUCGCUAUUCAUCAUAACUUGCCCAAUGAUAAGUACGAGAUUGGACUGAGUGGUUGGUACUACGGAAAGACUGGUGGUUUACUGGGAACUUACGACAAUGAACGUCAUAACGACAUGAUGAUGUCAUCACGACAACUCACCAGUGACAUCACCUCUUUCGUGGAUACCUGGGAGGUCAAGGACAGAUGCCGUUAAAAUGGUUGGACAUUAAGAAUCAACUUAAGAACUAAUCAGUGAUU